UCCGAUGCCUACAUGCACCCGGCGGUGAGGUUCAGCGAGGUAUUCAGCUGGGAGGGGCGUCAAAGCUGCGCCCAACCUCGUCCUCCAACUUCCCUUAUGUGGACGUUUUUCCAGCGGGAGUCAUUCUCCGGUGGCCGAGCUGAGAGCCUGGCCAUCGCCCCGCUCUCUCGCCCCGCUGCAGUAUCACCCACUGGAUCUCCGCGUUCUCUCAAUCCGACCCCGCUUACAUGCCCAGCGGUUGGCGCUCUGUGGAUUCAUUUGCAAAGAAACGAGCGGAGAGGCUGAAAUGGUGCAACUUGAUUUUAAUGCCAAUUUUCACCGACGUUGAACGCGGAGCAAAUUCUUUCUGUAAAAGUUGAUGGGCUUGUCGAAUCACCAGUACUGGAAGGGCCAUGGUGGAACAUUUGACCGUAAUGCUUUGGUUUGUGUUGGGCAUCCUGCUCCCAUCUCUAGUUGUGGCACCACCACCUCCCAUCAAUAAACUGGCUCUGUUUCCUGAUAAAAGUGCCUGGUGUGAAGCAAAGAACAUCACCCAGAUAGUUGGCCACACCGGAUGUGAGUCAAAGUCCAUCAAGAACAGAGCAUGCCUCGGCCAGUGUUUCAGCUACAGUGUUCCCAACACCUUUCCACAGUCAACUGAAUCCCUGGUUCACUGUGACUCCUGCAUGCCGGCCCAGUCCAUGUGGGAAAUUGUCAAGUUGGAAUGUUCUGGCAAUGAGGCAAUGCCCAGAGUGGACAAGCUGGUGGAGAAGAUUCUACACUGCAGCUGCCAGGCGUGUGGGAAGGAACAGCACCAAGAUUCCCAACUCUUUAAUGGAAUUCUGAAUGAGGAAGAGGUCGCUCUGGGAGUGGCUGAAUCCUUCCACCAAGAUAAAGAAGCUGAGCUCAAGCAUGCCAGAGAAGAAGCCUAGUAAAAUGGACAUUUUGAUCGAGAAGAAGUGAAGAUGUGGUAUAAAAUUUCAGUUUGUUUUAUUUGUUGAGGAUUUAGAAGAAGAAAAAAAAUCAAAGUAUAACAAAAUUUUUAAAACCAUGCAGACUUAUUUAAAGAGAAAGUCUUUAAAGAAUAGCAUUUGUUGUAGAAAUCCCAUUUAGAUAAUAAUAUAUACCUCACCAAGGUCCAGCAAAGUACAAUUAGAAUUUGAUGAUCAGUGCUGAGUUCACACUACCAGUAAUCAAAGCUUUUCUUUUGCCACAGAAAUCCCUGUGUGUAGCCAUUUCAAAUUCAUAACUGUCUGUAUAUAAAAUUAUAGUUUGUAAAUCUGUGUAAACUUUUUUUUCAGAGUUCUCGCAUUUUCUAUUUUGGUCAUCUGGACGUAGAGGAGAAGGGAGAUAAAAUGCAGGGAGAAAGAAACAGCGUGACAGCUAUAGAGAUGAAGGAUCAGAUCAGAUUCAGAUUUAUGUAUCACAUGUACAUUGUAACAUCCAGUGAAAUAUGUCGUUUGCUUUAACAAACAACACAUCCAAGGACGUGAUGUGGGGGCAGCCCACAUGUUCUGACAUCAAACAUUAGAGCAACUAACAUGACUGAGACCCCAAGACUAGAGAUUCUCUCUCUCUUUUUCUCCCACCUUAGCACGCACACAUACACACAAAGGCAGACAGUGCCUCAUUGGGACAUAGAAAGAGGGCAUUAUGUAACACACAUUCAAUGCACACAAAGAGUAAAUCGAGACAAUUACGGUGAAUGAACAUACGUAGGCAUGAUGGUCACACUCAGUAUUGUAAUGAUUUUAUGCAUUGCACUGUACUGCUGCCACACACAAAAAAAAAAAAUUGCAUAUCAUGUGAGUGAUGAUAAACCUGAUUCUGAUAUGGGUCUCUGAGAGUGGGAAGGGAGUAGGGAGAGGUGAAUUAUGUUUGGGAAAAGGGGAAGGGAGAGGGGAGGUAGCAGGAAGCACCAGAGAGACAUUCCAUAAGGAUCAAUAAACCAUUUGUUUGGAAUCAAAUGACCUUGCCUGGUGAAAAAAAUAUCUUAUGCUUUCCGGGCAUAUCUGUAAUAAUUUUAGCCGAUGUUUCAAUGACAAACUCUGCCAUCUUUAUCAGGGAUGAUGUUUAGGCAUGUCUAGUCCAGUGGUAUAAAUAGCCCUGUCGUCCAUCCCUCCUGAUUGGUUAGUCCACAAUCAAUCAGGUUUCCGCUGCCCCACCUUGUUUCAAUCGACUUCCAGUUGCUACUUAGAGUGAGAACUUCAUCUUUAUAAAAAUUCUUAUUCUCUAGUCUUAUUUCAAAAACUUCCUCCACCAGGCAGUCCCAAAAGCCAUUAGCACAGAAUUGAUGUUGCUACAGAACAGCCACAAGGUGAAGAAAAUCAACUGGGCCUUUUAAAGGGCCGAUGGAAAAACUAGGAAACCUGACAUUGAGGAGGAAUCCAUCGUUAUCGCCUGUCUUCCCUAUAUUUCCACGGAAGGAUCGCUAGGUUCCUGAAGAAAUACUGGACUAAUACCACCCACAGACCAAUGAGGAAGCCCAAAUGCGGGUCAGAGAUGACCUGGGAGUCAGGUUGGCUGGUGUUUUCAGGAUCCCCUGUGAAUGCGGAGCAGCGUGUAUUGGCACGACGGAAACCCACGUCAAGAAUCACAGGAGCUGUAUCUGUCUGGGUUACCCAGAGAAAUUGGCGGUAACAGAACAUUGCACUCGCAAUGGCCUUAGGAUUGACUUUGACGGUUGUCACUCCAAUGGCUUUUGGGACCGCUUGGUAAAGGAAGUCAUUGAAAUAAGACUAGGGAAUAAGAAAUUUAACAAAGACGAAGGGCUUGCUCUAAGUAAGAACUGGAUUGUAAACAAGGUGGAGCAGCAGGAACCUGAUUGGUUGAGGACUAUCCAAUCAGGAGGGAUGGACAACCCGAGUAUAUAUACCACUGGACUAGAUGUGCCUUGGCAUCAUCCCUGAUGAAGGUGGCAGAGUUUGUCAUUGAAACGUCGGUUAAAAUCGAUACCUGUACCCAGGUGGAAGUCCGAGAAGAGUUUAUCCAUUACCUUGACUGGUGACUCAGGGCUGGGCAGGUCUACUCCCAUGCCGCUGCCCCCCCCCCCCCGCCCCGGCACUCCCCGGUACUUCUCUACCCCACACCCCUCCCACAGCUCUCCGCUGUUGCCAUCGCCAACGUCCUUUGCUCCUGCCAGAUUUACAAACACACUCUCUGCUCCACAUUGACAAGUACAACACUGUGCAAAGGCUUUAGGCACCCUAACCAUUUAUACGUGCCUAAGACUUUUGCACAGUACUGUAGGCACACACAUAGAGAUAGAGAGACUGAGGUACAUACACGUGCAGACAGAGAGAGACAGAAAGAAAGAGAGAGAGGAAAAGCUCAUGCAGAUGAAUAGCUAGGAAGAUGAAGAAGGAAAGAGUGAGGCACUUGGAAACAGGUAGAAACCUAACACAGCAGGUAGAGGGAGCACGGCUGAAGACACAGAUUACUACAUUCAUACGAUCACAGCUUUUGCUCGGAUGAAGCCGUGUGUAUUGAAAGAGUAUUUUUAUUAUGUAGGGGUUCAAACCAUGGGUUUGAUGAGUGGGUGCUCCCAGCUUUGGUCUUCAUUCUGCACUAAUACAGGGAAGUAUCCAGUCUGGGCUGGCAGUGGUUUCGGGAGAUCAGGCAGGAAUUCCCUUGGGGUCUAACACAUAAUGCCAGCAGGUCCUGAACACCGUCAGUGGAGUCUAUGUACACCGGUGGCCUUACAGUAGGCGGCCUGCUGACAGUGACUGCACAGGCUCCUGGGUAUCUGGGUCAGGCAGCAGUGAGUGACCAUUACUGUUAACGCUUGCACCAGCGGGAAUAACUUGCUUUAAAAUGAGGCAACGAAAAGCAAACGUAAAAAGUAGGGGGCAAGGGUUGAGGGAGACCCGGCGGGAGGCGGCACUCUGUUCUCUUCUCGUUUAUACCGUUGUGUUCUUCUGCUCAGAUUCUGUACUUACAUCUUUCCAUUUAUCAACAGUUAGAUUAAAUUUUGAUGGAUUAUACCUCA
Messenger RNA from Hypanus sabinus (Atlantic stingray), 3967 nucleotides. It is a transcript of the gene nbl1, whose product is annotated as NBL1, DAN family BMP antagonist. Gene Ontology annotation, biological process: animal organ morphogenesis. The transcript has 4 exons. The record is from RefSeq and is a predicted model, not a curated record. NCBI's taxonomy places the organism in Eukaryota, Metazoa, Chordata, Chondrichthyes, Myliobatiformes, Dasyatidae. Bases 393 to 911 code for a protein of 172 amino acids. Gene Ontology annotation, molecular function: BMP binding; receptor ligand activity.